This is a messenger RNA of Microsporum canis CBS 113480, 1848 nucleotides long. RefSeq names its product protein kinase family protein. Lineage: Eukaryota; Fungi; Ascomycota; Eurotiomycetes; Onygenales; Arthrodermataceae. Gene Ontology annotation, cellular component: cytoplasm. The record is from RefSeq and is a predicted model, not a curated record. Bases 1 to 1848 code for a protein of 615 amino acids. Gene Ontology annotation, biological process: tRNA export from nucleus. The transcript has 6 exons.
AUGGACUUCCUUAAAUCUGCUGUAGCCUCUGCGAUUGCAAAGAGCAGCUCAUUCCCAUAUUCCUUUGGAGACAAGGUUGAUAACAGCGACUCGAUUUGGACCCUUCACAAUGGCACCAAAAAGAAUAGGUCGCAUCUCCCACUUGCGAAGAACGCGCUGCGGAAGCUACGGACACUAAGACAUCCAGGGGUGAUAAAGGUCCUAGAAACAAUCGAGACAUAUGGGAGUUUAUUGCCCGAUUCAAGGCGGUAUAACCCCCCAGAAAUUUUGAAGGAAGGAUGGGACGUUAUAAAGAAUAAUCCACUUCAUGCCGUGGAUGCAUAUAGUUUUGGAGCGGUUGUAUUUGAAGCCUUCAAUGGAUCUUUCAAAGGGGGUGAACAAGCAGGGCAGACUUCAAAUAUACCCCCCAGCAUGCGGCCGAGCUAUAAAAAACUUAUGAAUGCAAACCCAAAACUACGACUAAGUGUAGCGCAUUUUCUUGACCAAGGGAAGCGUUCAGGGGGCUUCUUCCAGACUCCAUUAAUUCGACUGUCUCAAGAUAUUGAAAGCCUAGGGCUUAAGAGUGAUGAGGAAAGAGAACAGUUUAUUAAUGAUGCUAAUAAGAGUAGUGAGCUAGAUGAAUUAUCAGAUGACUACCCGGAAGAGUUCUUUAAAAUGAAAGUAUUGCCUGAACUCCUAAAAUCUGUGGAAUUUGGUGGAGGCGGCCCAAAAGUACUUUCAACUAUUUUGAAAGUCGGAACCAAACUUAAUGACGAUGAAUACACCCAAAAGCUUACACCGGUCAUUGUUCGGUUGUUCGCAAACCCAGAUCGAGCUAUGCGCGUGUGUUUACUGGAUAAUCUUCCCAUUAUGAUCGAUCGUAUACCCCAAAGGACUGUGAAUGACAAAAUAUUCCCCCAAAUGUCUCGGCCAAAGAUCCUUGUUGCUGCUUUCUCUCGCUCCUUGAGAGACCCGUUUGUUCAUGCACGGAACGCUGGACUUCUGGCUCUAGCAGCAACAUUCGACCUCUUCUCCGAAGAGGACUGUGCUGCCAAAGUACUACCCAUCAUUACCCCUGCGCUCAUAGAUAGGGAAAAGCUUGUUCGUGAUCAGGCAAACAAAUGCGUUGACAUAUACUUGCAGCGGGUGCGCAAAUUUGCUUCGAAUAUGGCAGAUACGGCACUUCCAUCCCAGGAACGAGCAGACUCAUCGGUAUCAGCAACCAGGCUUCCCAGCCCAAGCAACACGGCAGCUUCCUGGGCCGGAUGGGCCAUAUCUUCAUUCGCGAGCAAAGCAGGAGAAACUAAGGGGGUUAUCGAACCAAUCCAGCCAAUCCUACCAAAAUCCAAUGGUAAACCAGUACAUAAUUCUUUGCCAACUUCCCAAGCUGGGCCUGCAAUUCCUACCCUUGCUCAAAACGUUGCACAAUUCUCGCAAAUGCCAACCAGUACGGCUACCCAAGCUGUGCCUGAUUUACUAGAAGAUGAAGAUGAAAGUAAUGCGUUCGAAGACUGGGGCGCAAUGGACGAGGUCAUUGAUGACGAGGCAGAAGCACAUGGGCAGGAAGAGACCCUCUUUGAAAGGGCAGCAGAAACUCGCAGUCCGGCUCUUUCGCCGAAACCUCAUCAAUUUGCAGACGGAGGAGAACCUGACUUUGCCGGAUGGCUAGCUAGUCAAUCCAAGUCCAAAGCAAAGAACCCAUUGCCAAAGGGGCUAAAGAAACCCUCAGCCUCAGGGAGCUCUGGCACCGCACAAGCUAAACGGGCAGAGAUCAAACCCAAGGCACCUCUUCAGUCUGCGAAGAAGAUCGAUACCAAGCCUAAAGACGAACCACUAGAUGACGACGGAUGGGGAGACGCUUGGGAUUGA